This is a messenger RNA of Molossus molossus (Pallas's mastiff bat), 3402 nucleotides long. RefSeq names its product nitric oxide synthase 2 (gene NOS2). The record is from RefSeq and is a predicted model, not a curated record. The coding region runs from base 16 to 3402 and encodes 1128 amino acids. Gene Ontology annotation, biological process: nitric oxide biosynthetic process. Gene Ontology annotation, molecular function: FMN binding; heme binding; NADP binding. The transcript is spliced from 25 exons. NCBI's taxonomy places the organism in Eukaryota, Metazoa, Chordata, Mammalia, Chiroptera, Molossidae.
CAGACACUCCAUCUCAUGAGAGUUGUUUUCUUUCGCAGUCCAGUGACACAGGAUGACCCUAAGCGUCACAGCCUCAGCAAGCACCGGAAUGAGUCCCCCCAGCCCUUCACAGGGACGGCCGAGCAGUCUCCAGAAUCCUUGGUCAGGCUGGAUGCACCCCCGUCGGCCUGCCCACGGCACAUGAGGAUCAAAAACUGGGGCAGUGGGAUGACUUUCCAAGACACGCUUCACCACAGGGCCAAAGAGGAUUUCACUUGCAAGUCCAAGUGUUGCUUGGGAUCCAUCAUGAACUCCAAAAGUUUGACCAGAGGACCCCGGGACAAGCCUACCUCCCCAGAGGAGCUUCUACCUCAAGCUAUCGAAUUUGUCAACCAGUAUUACAGUUCCUUCAAAGAGGCAAAAAUAGAGGAACAUCUGGCCAGGGUGGAAGCCGUAACAAAGGAGAUAGAAACAACAGGAACCUACCAGCUGACAGGAGAUGAGCUCAUCUACGCCACCAAGCAGGCCUGGCGCAACGCCCCGCGCUGCAUCGGGAGGAUCCAGUGGUCCAACCUGCAGGUCUUCGACGCCCGGAGCUGCUCCACUGCCCAGGAAAUGUUCGCGCACAUCUGCAGGCACCUGCGCUAUGCCACCAACAACGGCAACAUCAGGUCGGCCAUCACUGUGUUCCCCCAGCGCAGCGACGGGAAGCAUGACUUCCGUGUCUGGAACUCUCAGCUCAUCCGCUAUGCCGGCUACCAGAUGCCUGAUGGCACCAUCAGGGGGGACCCUGCCUGCGUGGAGUUCACCCAGCUGUGCAUUGACCUGGGCUGGAAACCCAAGUACGGCCGCUUCGAUGUGGUGCCUCUGGUCCUGCAGGCCGGUGGCCGCGACCCUGAGCUCUUCGAAAUCCCGCCUGACCUUGUGCUCGAGGUGCCUAUGGAACAUCCCAAGUACGAGUGGUUCGAGGAGCUGGGGCUGAGGUGGUACGCCCUGCCUGCAGUGUCCAACAUGCUGCUCGAGGUGGGUGGCCUCGAGUUCCCAGGGUGCCCCUUCAAUGGCUGGUACAUGGGCACAGAGAUCGGCGUCCGGGACUUCUGUGACGUCCAGCGCUACAACAUCCUGGAGGAAGUAGGCAGAAGAAUGGGCCUGGAAACGCACAAGUUGGCCUCACUCUGGAAAGACCAGGCUGUCGUUGAGAUCAACGUCGCUGUGCUGCACAGUUUCCAGAAGCAAAAUGUGACCAUCAUGGACCACCACUCAGCUGCGGAGUCCUUCAUGAAGUACAUGCAGAAUGAGUACCGGUCCCGAGGGGGCUGCCCUGCCGACUGGAUUUGGCUGGUGCCUCCGAUUUCUGGAAGCAUCACCCCCGUGUUUCACCAGGAGAUGUUAAACUACAUCCUGUCCCCUUUCUACUACUACCAGGUGGAGGCCUGGAAAACCCAUGUCUGGCAGGACGAGACGCGGAGACCCCGGAGAAGAGAGAUCCGAUUCCCAGUCUUGGUGAAGGCUGUGCUCUUUGCCUCUAUGCUGAUGCGAAAGACCAUGGCGGCCCGAGUCAGAGCCACCAUCCUCUUUGCGACGGAAACAGGAAAAUCAGCGACGCUGGCCCAGGACCUCGGGGCCCUGUUCAGCUGUGCCUUCAACCCCAAGGUUCUCUGCAUGGACGAGUACAGGCUGAGCAGCCUGGAGGAGGAGCAACUGCUGCUGGUGGUGACCAGCACAUUUGGAAACGGAGACUCCCCUGGCAAUGGAGAGAAACUGAAGAAAUCUCUCUUCAUGCUGAAAGAGCUCACCAACAAGUUCAGGUAUGCUGUGUUUGGCCUCGGUUCCAGCAUGUACCCUCAGUUCUGCGCCUUCGCUCAUGAUGUCGACCAGAAGUUGUCCCACCUGGGAGCGUCUCAGCUCACGCCGACAGGGGAAGGGGACGAUCUCAGUGGGCAGGAAGAGGCCUUCCGCAGCUGGGCUGUGCAGACCUUCAAGGCCGCCUGUGAGGCGUUCGACGUCCGAGGCAAACACCGGAUUCAGCUCCCCAAGCUCUACACCGCCAGUGUGACCUGGAGCCCCCUCCACUGCAGGCUCGUGCAGGGCUCACAGCCCUUGGACCUCAACAAAGCCCUCAGCAGCAUGCACGCCAAGAAUGUGUUCACCAUGAAGCUCAAAUCGCGGCAGAAUCUCCAGAGUCCGAAAUCCAGCCGCACCACGCUCCUGGUGGAACUCUCCUGGGAGGGCCGCCAAGGUCUCAGCUACCGGCCCGGAGAGCACCUGGGGGUUUUCCCAAGCAACCAGCCGGCCCUGGUCCAAGGCAUUUUGGAGCGAGUGGUGGACGGCCCUGCACCCCACCAACCCGUGUGCCUGGAGACCCUCAGUGAAACUGGCAGCUACUGGGUCCAGGACAAGCGGCUGCCCCCCUGCUCGCUCAGCCAGGCCCUUGCCUACUUCCUGGACAUCACCACCCCUCCAACCCAGCUGCUGCUCCGAAAGCUGGCCCAGCUGGCCACAGAAGAGGCCGAGAGGCAGAGGCUACAGACCCUGUGCCAGCCCUCAGAGUACAACAAGUGGAAGUUCACCAACAGUCCCACCUUCCUGGAGGUGCUGGAGGAGUUCCCGUCCCUGCGGGUAUCCGCCAGCUUCCUGCUCUCCCAGCUCCCUGUCCUGAAACCCCGGUACUACUCCAUCAGCUCCUCCAGGGACCGCACACCCACAGAGGUCCACCUUACCGUGGCCGUGCUCACCUACCGCACCCGAGAUGGCCAGGGUCCCCUGCACCACGGUGUCUGCAGUACAUGGCUCAGCAGCCUGAAGCCCCAAGACCCAGUGCCCUGUUUUGUACGAAGUGCCAGCGGCUUCCAGCUCCCUGAGGACCCCUCCCGUCCUUGCAUCCUCAUUGGGCCUGGCACGGGCAUUGCCCCCUUCCGCAGUUUCUGGCAGCAGCGGCUCCAUGACAUUGAGCACAAAGGGCUCCAAGGCGGCCGCAUGACCCUGGUGUUCGGGUGCCGGCGCCCAGACGAGGACCACCUCUAUCAGGAGGAGAUGUUAGAGAUGGCCCGGAAGGGGGUGCUGCAUGGGGUGCACACAGCCUAUUCUCGACUGCCUGGCCAGCCCAAGGUCUACGUUCAAGACAUCCUUCAGCAGCAGCUGGCCGGCGAGGUGCUCCACAUGCUCCACAGAGAGCAAGGCCACCUCUAUGUCUGUGGGGACGUGCACAUGGCCCGGGAUGUGGCCCAUACCCUGAAGCAGCUGGUGGCUGCCAAGCUGAGCCUGAGUGAGGAGCAGGUCGAGGACUAUUUCUUCCAGCUUAAGAGCCAGAAGCGCUAUCACGAAGAUAUCUUCAGUGCUGUAGUGCCCUACAAGGUGAGAAAGGACGGGGCGGCGGGGCCGCCUGGUGAUCCCAGAGCUCCAGCAGCCCACAGGAGGUGUUAA